This is a messenger RNA of Manihot esculenta (cassava), 955 nucleotides long. RefSeq names its product nicotinamide/nicotinic acid mononucleotide adenylyltransferase. Gene Ontology annotation, molecular function: nicotinamide-nucleotide adenylyltransferase activity; nicotinate-nucleotide adenylyltransferase activity. The record is from RefSeq and is a predicted model, not a curated record. Gene Ontology annotation, biological process: NAD+ biosynthetic process. Bases 121 to 852 code for a protein of 243 amino acids. NCBI's taxonomy places the organism in Eukaryota, Viridiplantae, Streptophyta, Magnoliopsida, Malpighiales, Euphorbiaceae. The transcript has 9 exons.
UCACUCUGUUGCUUUCGUCGUUCCACUCGCCGAAGUAUAAUAGCUCUCUCCGAUGUUCGUUGCUUACGGAUAAGCACUUCCGUAUUUGUCAGGCAUCCGGCCUCUGUUUCUACAGUUACCAUGGAUCUCGAAUUGCCCAUGGACAAAGUAUCUCUUGGAUCGCAUACCGCUCAGAGUGAUUGCAAGAUAAAUGUAGUUCUUGUAGCUACCGGUAGUUUCAAUCCUCCAACCUUUAUGCACUUGCGUAUGUUCGAGCUGGCGAGGGAUGCAUUGCAUUCAGAGGGCUACCGUGUUAUUGCUGCCUAUAUGUCGCCUGCUAGUGAUGCAUACAAGAAACCGGGCCUCAUUUCUGGUGAACAUCGAUUACGGAUGUGUAAUUUAGCAUGUGAAAGUUCUGAUUUCAUCAUGGUGGAUCCAUGGGAGGCAAACCAAAGUACCUACCAACGCACUUUGACAAUCUUGAAAAGAAUUGAGAGUUACUUUAUUGAUAAUAAACAGAUAUCCAGAGAUUUCCUUAGGGUCAUGCUUGUUUGUGGUUCUGAUUUACUCCAAUCAUUCAGCAUCCCUGGAUGUUGGAUUCCUGAGCAGGUAAGGACCAUAUGCAAAGACUAUGGUGUGGUUACAAUAUGCAGAGAAGGGCAAGAUGUUGAGAAAAUUAUUUCUGAUGAUGAAAUCCUGAAUGGAAACAGGAGUAACAUCAAAGUGGUGGAUGAACUUGUACCAAACUCAGUCAGCUCAACAAGAGUGAGGGAAUGCAUUUCUAGAGGUUUGUCAAUAAAAUAUUUAACAAUAGAUGGGGUAAUAGAAUACAUUAGAGAACGACAAUUGUAUAUGAACUCAAAUGAGAAAUGAUGAUUUCUUACUCAUUGUACUGGAUCUAUACACAUCAAUCGUAUGUUCUUAUCUUUAAGAACGUAGCAAUAACCCUUAUUGCAGAAGCAAUGCUUAAUUAAAA